Messenger RNA from Apis laboriosa (Himalayan honeybee), 1125 nucleotides. RefSeq lists its product as uncharacterized. Gene Ontology annotation, biological process: detection of chemical stimulus involved in sensory perception of smell; sensory perception of smell. The record is from RefSeq and is a predicted model, not a curated record. NCBI's taxonomy places the organism in Eukaryota, Metazoa, Arthropoda, Insecta, Hymenoptera, Apidae. The coding region runs from base 1 to 1125 and encodes 374 amino acids. The transcript is spliced from 6 exons. Gene Ontology annotation, cellular component: plasma membrane. Gene Ontology annotation, molecular function: olfactory receptor activity; odorant binding.
AUGUUUGGAAAUGCAACGCCAGAAAAAGCGAUCGCAUUUACCCAAUUUAUCGUGAGUUUAUCCUGCUGUUGGCCACUUCCAUCGACAGCCACCAAACUCCAAACGCGUUGUUUCAAGAUCAUAAGAUCAUUGUUAUUUCUCAAUUCACUUCUACUUUUCUUUCCAUUGUUGUACGCGGUAUACGUGAAUCGAAACGACAAUGCGAUGUUCUGUAAAGCAAUGUCUUUGUCACUUGCCGUUAUACAAGUGCCCUUACAUUCGUCUUUUUGUAUCACUCAGUAUGAUCGAUUUCAGCGAUUGAUCAAAGAGAUGAAAUUUUGCUGCGAGAAUGCAAACUCGUACGAGAGGCAAGUCUUUCAAGGAUACGCGAACAACUAUGCCAUUUUCUAUGGUAUUUCCGCAAUUUGGUUUUAUUGGUGCGCUCUUAUCGUUGUUGUGGGGACACUCUUCAUAUCCGAUCCCUUCCCAACUAACGCGGAAUAUCCAUUUCCCGUUCACUUCGAGCCCGUGAGAAGCAUAGUUUUUGUGCAACAAGCGCUCGUUGGUUUUCAAUGCUCCGCGCAUUUGUGCAUCAAUAUAUUUUGCGCGUUGCUAUUACUCUUCGCUGCUGCGCGCUUUGAAAUUUUGAUGAACGAACUCCGCGCUGUUGAAAAUAUCGAAUCGCUGAUAAAAUGCAUAGAAAAAUAUUACGCCAUCAGAAGAUACGCGGAAGAAGUGGUAAGCUCGGCUCGAUACACAACUCUAAUUACGUUAUGCAUCUGUGGCAUCGAAAGUGUGUUUGGUGGUGUCAUUUUUAUUGGGCGGCAACCGUUUACCGUGAAAUUUCAAUUUCUUACCGUGUCUGCAACUACUCUAUUAGCAGUAUUUAUGUGCGCGUGGCCAGCCGAUUAUUUAAUGGAUGUAAGUGAAAAUACGAUGCGAACGGUUUACGAAUCGGAAUGGUAUAAACGAUCUUUGAAAGUACAAAAAUUCGUAUUGUUUACGACGAUUCCACAAACUCCAGUGAUCUUAAGAAUCAGAUGCAUCAUUCCAGCUUUCUCGCUCAAUUAUUAUUGCUCGUUCAUCACGAACGUGCUUUCUAUGUUUACCGCGCUACGAGUCCUGAUGUAUAAAGAUGAAAAUUAA